CAACCAGUUUUCGAGGGGCUCUAAGCCAAGCAAAAAUCAGAUAAAACUCACAGCCAACAGUCAAAAAUGAAACAGUUGGGUCGAGCUUUUCAACCAAAUAGGUUUGUUGGAAGCACCAAUUCAUAGUCAAAUAAAAUGAAGUUCUUGUUGAUAGUUAUCAUGGGCAUUCUUGCCAUGGCAUCAGCUCAGUUCGGACCCCUUGGCGGAUUAAUCCGGGACUUUGAGCGGUUUGAGGGCCAGCAGCAGCAGCAGCAGCAACAGAGCGGAUUCGGGGGCCAACAGCAGCAGCAACAGGAGGAGGGCGUCAUUUUCAGGGGUCCUUUUGGCGGCGGUGUUGAGUUUUUCCAGGAGCAGCAGCAACAGCAGCAGGGUGGAGGCGGCGGCCAGCAGCAGCAACAGCAGGAGAACCUAUUUAAUUUCUUCGGCUAGAAAGUAGAGUAGAAAAGCCAGAGUCUGAGUAAUAUUAAGAAACUGUUAUCAACUAAAAUAAAAUACAACGUUCCAUUGAAA
Messenger RNA from Drosophila ananassae, 510 nucleotides. Its product is annotated as cyclin-dependent kinase 8. NCBI's taxonomy places the organism in Eukaryota, Metazoa, Arthropoda, Insecta, Diptera, Drosophilidae. The coding region runs from base 136 to 429 and encodes 97 amino acids. The transcript has 2 exons. The record is from RefSeq and is a predicted model, not a curated record.